Hevea brasiliensis (rubber tree) is the source of this 2118-nucleotide messenger RNA. RefSeq names its product RING-H2 finger protein ATL52. Bases 850 to 1923 code for a protein of 357 amino acids. Lineage: Eukaryota; Viridiplantae; Streptophyta; Magnoliopsida; Malpighiales; Euphorbiaceae. Gene Ontology annotation, molecular function: transferase activity. The transcript has a single exon. Gene Ontology annotation, biological process: protein ubiquitination. The record is from RefSeq and is a predicted model, not a curated record.
CCAUAUAAUCGCUUCCAACUAAUUUGAAAUUAAAGUUUAGUUGUUGUUUUCGUACAGUGAUUAUCUUAUAUAUUUAUAAUAUAGAAUAUUAAUAAUCUAAAUUUACCAUUUUAGUAUGUAAAAGAAUACUUAAUAUUUAAAUAUGAACAAUGUGAGCCACUAUUAUGCAACUGACAAAAACAGUAAUUUGUUUUGUAACUUUUGCUUUAAGGAAGCAGCCAUGUGCAAAUGUAGACCUAUUUUAGCACAGGAAACAAAAGAGCAAAUCCCCUCUAAUCUGAUUGAACGCAUGAAUCCUGAGUAUAUGAGGCCUACACAUUACACAAACUGAACCAAGUGAAAAAGCUCACAUGCUUACACGUGACUACACCUCCUCAAACUAUUCUCACAUAUCAUUCCCUCAUGACAAUAUCAAUAACGUGGCAAGUUCUCAUUGGUUGGUUAGCUGAAGGUGCGGUGGCUGGCUUCCACAGGAAAUGCAAAGAGGCUAGUCACCUAUACUUUACCAACCAAUGAAGCUUGGAUGGCACUUCACCCAUUGAUUAGUGACUUUGAUGCUAAAAGUACAUAACCCAAUGAGGUCAACAAGUCAUCAUCUCCAAUGAAACAACGAAAGCCAAAGCAAGAAAAGCUAACGACCCACAAAAUAAUGUAGUAGAAGAUAAGGCGAGAGAAAGGGAGACACCAACUUCCCAUCUCCUCUGCUUUGCUUUGCUUACCUUCUCAUCUAAGCCCCCCAAACCCUUCCUUUUCCUAUUACCUCUUGGCUCUUCCCUUCCCAUCUCUCCCUCUCUGCACCUGAAAAUUUAGUGUAAAUACUGAAGCAAGUGGCUACCAAGAUUCAACAACAUGGGUUCUGUUGGGAACCAGAAUCCUUGGGCACCCUAUGAUGUCUAUAAAGAUUGUUCCCAACAAAUUUGCAGCAUAUAUUGUCCACAAUGGUGCUACAUAAUUUUCCCUCCUCCUCCUCCCUUUACCAUUGGAGAUGAUGAUUCUGGAACUGAUUUCUCCCCUCUCAUUAUAGCAGUGAUUGGCAUCUUGGCCAGUGCUUUUAUCCUGGUAACUUACUAUACCAUCAUUUCCAAGUAUUGCAGGCGAGGAGGCCAUGAUGAUAAUAGGUCGGAAUUGGGUGAAAAUCACGACCAAAUCACUAAUGAAGCCUGGCAGGGUUCUGCAGCUGGAUUGGAUGAGGCUCUUAUCAAGUCAAUUACCGUAUGCAAAUACAAGAAAGGUGAUGGGUUCGUUGAAGGCUCAGAUUGCUCUGUUUGUUUAAGUGAAUUUCGAGAAAAUGAGAGCUUAAGGUUAUUGCCUAAGUGUAACCACGCAUUUCAUCUCCCUUGUAUUGAUACUUGGCUUAAGUCUCAUGCUAGUUGUCCUCUCUGCCGUGCCAAUAUUGCACACACCAACAUCCUGCCUACCCAACCACCACCACCGCCAAUUCAAGAAACUCCCCUCAGCACUGCCGUGUCUGCCCUUGAAUACCAGCACAGGAUUAAUGAUGAUGUUCUAGUGAUUCAAGAUCUACAAGGAGGUGUUCGUGAAGAAGCUGUGGUUAGUCUUGUAGUCGGUGAUAUACUACCAAAGCCAACAUUUCAAGAUCUUGGAUUAAACACUCAGAAUAUGAGACGAGAAACAGAAAACGUUAUCGAAAUUAGAGAGGAUGCCAUCCAACCAAUUAGAGGGUCGGCUUCUUUGAAUUCUUCCCUCUGCCAUAAUGAAGUUUCGAUUGCUGAUAACCUACGCAUAAGCGAGGAUGAAGAUGGUGAUGAUUACAGAAGGAGAGAUAUAGACAAGAAUAAAAUUGGGAUCUUGAAUUUGGUUAGAAGUCCUCUUGCAACUAGGAGAUCAACUUCAACAGGAAGAUUCAUGUUCACAAGGUAUGAAAAAGGCAGGAGUUCUAUGAUUCCUAAUUCAUUAGCAUAGUUAUUAUUAUUAUUAUUUUUGUUUCAAUUGGCUCCCAUUGAAAAUGGAAAUCGAGAGCUCAACCGUACUGAAAUAGCUCCAGUUUGUUCUUUCUUGUAUAAAACAAUUAUUUCCUCUUUCUUGUGUAACAUAGAAAGCACACCAUUAUAGAGAACUUGCAUAUGCAAUUUGACAAUGGAGAAUAUGAUUCCUGAA